Molecule: messenger RNA, 1241 nt
Organism: Hypoxylon trugodes
Lineage: Eukaryota; Fungi; Ascomycota; Sordariomycetes; Xylariales; Hypoxylaceae
Exons: 4
Coding region: 236-778 (180 amino acids)
Biological process (GO): endoplasmic reticulum to Golgi vesicle-mediated transport
Source: RefSeq, a predicted model, not a curated record
GGUUUGUUCCAAGGUUUCAGUGGGGUGUGACGUCGCAAAAAUCUAAAAUACAGCUGCUGACGCGCCUGUAGCCACACGUGGCAGGACCUGGCAACUGCGUUUUUGAACCCCCAAUAAAUUAAUCAUACCUUAUUAACUUCGGCAACUCAACUUUUUCUUCUUCGUUACGUCGAUCUAGAAAAAAAUUGGACAAUGUCUUUUACUCUAUCGUAGCCAUAUUUCACCAACGAACAGUAUGGCAUCCAGAUUCGGUCACUCGACACUACACCAGCGGGAUUCCCGCAGCGCCCUAUUCGAGGGCUACAACGGCAGCGGUAGAAAUAGCGCCGACCCGACGAGACGACCGAGCCCGGCUGCGCUGGGCGGCUACGGAUAUGGAUACCCCGGAGGCAAUGGCGCGGCGGUCGGCGGCGGGAGCGGUUCGCAUCUAGGCGUGGACAACAGAGGGAGUUAUAGGCCGGCGACACCGAAUUCGAGGGGACAAUAUAGCGAUGCGGUGCUAAACGAAUUAGAAAGCCAAAACGACCAGCAGGUCGAGGGCAUCUUAGGGAAGGUCAAGGUCCUUAAAGAUAUGACAGUAGCUAUCGGCGACGAAAUCCGCGAGUCUUCUGCGCUCGCUGAGAAGAUGAACGAUACGUUCGAUUCGACGCGACUACGAUUGCGAGGUACUAUGAAUCGUAUGCUUCUUAUGGCCGAACGAACCGGUGUCGGUUGGAAGGUCUGGCUUGGGUUCUUCGCCGCUGUUAUAUUUAUAUUCCUCUACGUCUGGUUAUUCUGAUGUAGACGUCUGCGAUAUAAAAUUACCAGUAGAACUUGCGAAUUUUGGUAUAUCGACUACCUACCCAUGAACGAAAAGAUGCAUAUACACAUACACCUCUAAAGCAAGAGACAGGGCUUAGAAAAAGCAGAGCGACAUUACGACUGGCGUUGCGGCGUGUUAACAUGCGAACGAAUGGCACGGUUACGAUACGAUCGUGAAAACGAAUAGGGAAUGGGGAUAUUCUCUGAAUACGGGCGGGUGGAUAGGAAUGACUCCGAGUGCGUACGUACGGUACGAAGUUCACGAGCAUACACAUGCAUACCUACUUUGGUACAUACGUAUUAGGGGGCAUUGGACAUUAGACACUUACUUGGACCAGUCAAGUCAUCAACAUUACUACUACAACGUUUGUAAUACUCAAUGUAUCAUAUCUAUACAUUCAUACAUACAUCAACUACAUCUUGCAUUGUCUCGUUCCAUU